Molecule: messenger RNA, 2853 nt
Organism: Cheilinus undulatus (humphead wrasse)
Lineage: Eukaryota; Metazoa; Chordata; Actinopteri; Labriformes; Labridae
Gene: aifm1
Product: apoptosis inducing factor mitochondrion associated 1
Exons: 22
Coding region: 167-2470 (767 amino acids)
Biological process (GO): mitochondrial respiratory chain complex assembly; apoptotic process
Cellular component (GO): cytoplasm; mitochondrion
Molecular function (GO): FAD binding; protein dimerization activity; NAD(P)H oxidase H2O2-forming activity
Source: RefSeq, a predicted model, not a curated record
AAUCCUCCUCAAACUUAUGACCUGUCUCUGGCCUUGGCGUGUAGCGCGGUGCUGCUAGUUGUCAGUGUGUGCUGGCUGUAGGACUUGUUUAACGUUAACUAGCUGGUGUUCACGUCCGACAAGUCGGCUAGUUAGCAGGGAACCGUUAGAGCGGAGCUGAGCCACAAUGCUGAAAUGUAGAACUGCAUGGAAAAAGCUUGCACCUCUAGCUAGAGCUUCAUCAACUGUGUGCCGGCAGAACGUGAGGCGAGCAGGUUUAAACCAUGGCAGACUACCAGCACAAAUACCUGUGGCUCAUAUGUCCACCGGGCCAGCAGGGGGAGGUCGAGAAAACCAGCUGUAUGCCCUUCUGGUUGGAGCGGUUUGCCUGGGUGGUGGAAUUUAUGCAUACCGAACUAUAAAGGGAGACCAAAUAAGAUACCAGGAGCGUAUUGAUGAUAUUUCAACAAGACAUAAAGUCACCACAGAACAGCCAGACGAGCCCAUCGAGGCAGAGCCGCCUGCUGUGGAAGCCACUGAGCCAGAGGCUGCUCCUGAGCCAGAACCUACACCAGAACCUGUGGCAGAGCCUUCAUCAGAACCACAAGCAGAACCCACGCCAGAGGAGCCGAGCUCCCCGGCCCCUGAAGCCGAAGCAGAAGCCCCAAGUGAAACGACUGAAUCAGCCCCAGUAGCAGAAGAAGCAGUGGUAGAAGCACCUCCAGAAGAGGCAGCAGAGGUAGCAGAGCCACCUGCUGCACCUGUAGUAGAGGAGGUAGCAGAAGAAGCAGUGGUAGAAGCACCUCCAGAAGAGGCAGCAGAGGUAGCAGAAACGCCUGCUGCACCUGUAGUAGAGGAGGAACCCUUGCCCCCACCUGAGCCGUCCCCAGCUGAACCUACAGAGCUGCCGCCCUCUGAACCCGUAGUGGAGAGUGAACCUCCAGCAGAAGCAGAAAGCCCCACAGCAGAGCCCCCCGAGCCUCAGCCUGAAGUGGUGGCAGAGAGUGUAGAAGAGAUCACACCUGCCGCUUCCAAGAUCCCCUCACACGCCCCCUACCUUCUUAUUGGUGGAGGAACAGCCUCCUUUGCUGCUGCCCGCUCCAUUCGAGCCAGAGAUCCAGGUGCCAAGGUACUGAUUGUGACUGAUGAGCCAGACCUUCCAUACAUGAGGCCACCUCUUUCUAAGGAGCUUUGGUUCUCUGAUGACCCUAGUGUGACAGAAACACUGAGAUUCAAACAGUGGAAUGGAAAGGAAAGAAGUAUCUACUUCCAGCCGGCCUCAUUCUACAUUAAACCAGAAGAAUUGGAAAGUGCAGAAAAUGGGGGUGUGGCUGUUCUCACUGGCAAGAAGGUGGUACACAUGGACGUGAGAGGCAACAAAGUAAAACUUGACGAUGACUCUGAAAUUUCAUACAACAAGUGUUUGAUCGCUACAGGUGGCGUGCCAAGAAACCUGCAGGUCAUCGAGAGAGCAGGAGAGGAAGUGAUGAAGAGGACCACUUUGUUCCGUAAGAUCGAUGAUUUUAAAUCUUUAGACAAGGUGUCGAGGAACAUUCAGUCCAUCACCAUCAUUGGAGGUGGCUUCUUGGGCAGUGAGCUGGCCUGUGCCCUUGGCAGAAGAUCCAAUGAGUCUGGCCUGGAGGUCAUUCAGAUGUACCCUGAGAAGGGCAACAUGGGAAAAGUGCUACCUGAGUAUUUGAGCAACUGGACAACAGAAAAAGUCAAAAGAGAGGGUGUGAAAAUAAUCUCAGAAGCUCUUGUGAAAUCUGUCACCUGCAAAGAUGACAAGUUGGAAAUCCGCCUGAAGGACGGCCGAGUGGUCAAAACGGAUCACAUAGUUGCAGCUGUUGGCCUGGAGCCCAAUGUUGACCUUGCCAAGUCAGCAGGUCUGGAGGUGGACUCGGACUUUGGUGGCUUUCGGGUCAAUGCAGAGCUGCAAGCUAGAUCCAAUAUUUGGGUGGCAGGAGAUGCUGCGUGUUUCUAUGACAUCCGACUGGGCCGCAGACGAGUGGAGCACCAUGAUCACGCUGUCGUGAGCGGAAGACUUGCAGGAGAGAACAUGACUGGAGCCAACAAACCGUACUGGCAUCAGUCUAUGUUCUGGAGUGACCUGGGACCAGAUGUUGGCUAUGAAGCGAUUGGCAUCGUUGACAGCAGCUUGCCAACAGUGGGAGUUUUUGCCAAGGCCACAGCCAAGGACACACCUAAAGCUGCUACAGAGAAGUCAGGGACAGGGAUCCGCUCAGAGAGCGAAACAGAGGACACAGCCGUCAGCCCUGUGGCCUCUUCAACACCAGCUCCAGCAGAGGAACAGCACAAAGACGACUACGGAAAAGGAGUCAUCUUCUACUUGAGGGACAAAGUGGUUGUGGGCAUUAUCCUGUGGAACGUAUUCAACCGAAUGCCUAUUGCAAGAAAGAUAAUCAAAGAUGGAGAGGAACAUGCAGAUCUGAAUGAAGUGGCCAAGCUUUUCAACAUCCACGAGGAUUAAGACGAAGGCUGACACUCACUACAGGAGGGGAGUUACGCUUCAUGAUGAGACUGAACUCUGACAGCUGUUUCCAUGCACUUACAGACAAAUCUGAUCAAACAAACAAACCAGAGAAUUUAUGUAAAUUAUUUCAUGUUGCUGGAAUAUUUUUGUUUUUGACAUUUGCAUCUGUUGCAUCUGUUUUGUUUGUUUUUCAUUUCUCUCAUCCUGCCUCUUCUUCCACCAACUAUGCUUUUUUUUUUAAACCGUGGUCAAGAUGCGAUUGUUUGUCUGCUUCUCCCACCAGGCUGAAAAAUGUUGAGCAUGGAUCAUUGUUUCCCAUGGUGUGAUCAGAGCAGCUUGUCGUGAGAAAAAGCUGCAAUAAAAGCUAUUUUUAAAUCAGA